Molecule: messenger RNA, 678 nt
Organism: Penicillium atrosanguineum
Lineage: Eukaryota; Fungi; Ascomycota; Eurotiomycetes; Eurotiales; Aspergillaceae
Product: spindle checkpoint protein MAD2
Exons: 8
Coding region: 1-678 (225 amino acids)
Biological process (GO): mitotic spindle assembly checkpoint signaling
Cellular component (GO): kinetochore; cytoplasm; nucleoplasm
Source: RefSeq, a predicted model, not a curated record
AUGCCGGAAACCAAAGAUAAAUCCAAGGUGCACAAGCUGGCCAUCAGAGGAUCGGCUAAGCUUGUGUCCGAGUUCUUUGAAUACUCGAUCAAUUCCAUCCUCUUCCAACGUGGUGUUUACCCUCCUGAUGAUUUCACAACUGUCAAGAAGUAUGGUCUCAACAUGCUCGUAUCGGCCGAUGACCAGGUGAAAGCCUACAUAAAGAAAAUCAUGUCACAAUUGAACAGGUGGAUGGUCGGCGGAAAGAUCUCUAAGCUUGUGGUCGUUAUCACCGAUAAAGAGACCGGUGAGCAUGUGGAGCGCUGGCAGUUCGAGGUUGAGAUUUUCAAAUCGUCGAAGAGCUCAAGUGCUCGCAAAGCUAGUGACAAGGAGAAUGCCGCUCCUGGAGACGCGGCCCCGCAAGCAGAGGAGAUCAUUGAAAAGACCGAAAAGGAGAUCCAAGAAGAGAUCCAAGCCAUCUUCCGGCAAAUUACCGCCUCCGUCACCUUCCUCCCCGUCCUCGAUGGAGACUGCACCUUCAACGUCCUCGUCUACGCCGAUGCCGAUUCAGAAGUGCCGGUCGAAUGGGGCGACAGUGAUGCCAAGGAGAUCAAGAAUGCGGAGAAGGUUCAACUGCGCAGCUUCAGCACCAACAACCACCGUGUCGGUACCCUCGUCAGCUACCGACUGGCAGACUAA